Messenger RNA from Coregonus sp. 'balchen', 1561 nucleotides. The record is from the annotation of a GenBank genome assembly. NCBI's taxonomy places the organism in Eukaryota, Metazoa, Chordata, Actinopteri, Salmoniformes, Salmonidae.
AUGAUAGUGUCUAACGUCAGUCUGAGCUGCGGCGUGAGCUGCCCAUGGGAAGUCAGUGACAGUAAGACGGUGGUCACGCAGGGAGGAGGUUCAGGUUCUCUGAGUCCUACUGGACAUCUCGUAGUGGCAGUGUGUCUGGGGUUCAUAGGUACAUUCGGUUUCCUCAACAACCUCCUGGUGUUAACGUUAUUCUGCCGGUACCGUACACUGCGUACGCCCAUCAACGUCUUGCUGUUGAGUGUGUGUGUUUCGGACCUGCUGGUCUGUGUGCUCGGGACACCGUUCAGCUUCGCCGCUGCCACACAGGGCCGGUGGCUGAUCGGUAGGGCGGGAUGCGUCUGGUAUGGCUUCAUCAACUCCUGUUUGGGUGAGUAGCAUAGUGUGCGUGUGUCGUAACCUAUCACAUUUAUCGACUAAACUUAGCCUUCCACAACCCCUAACCCUAACCUUAACCAAUUGAAAUAAUGUCAUUUUGCCGACCAACCCAGCUCAGCUGAAAGUAUUCACUAAAUGUAUUUGGCCUGGCCAGGUCUAAUGUUUUAAUGUUCAGCAGAGCUGCAUCAGCACUUUUGUCGGGAUCUUGAAUCAGAUUUUCUUAAUGAACUUCAACAGUAGCAUAAAGUGAUUAAGCAUACAAUUAACUUCGGGGUAGGAGUAUAAAUCUCCCUCUUACUCUCCGGACACUUGUGUGUGUGUUCCAGGUAUCGUGUCUCUGAUCUCCCUGGCAGUGCUGUCCUAUGAGCGUUGCUGUACCAUGCUGUGUCGGACGCAGGCGGACGGCACUGACUUCGGUACAGCGGUGGCCGGAGUGUGUUUCUCCUGGGUCUAUGCCCUGGCCUGGACACUACCCCCGCUGCUGGGCUGGAGCAGCUACGGCCCCGAGGGCCCAGGUGCGUGCGUGCGAGCAUGCGUGUGUGUGUGUGUGUGUGCGUGAAGGGACAAUAAGAAGUCUUCCAUUUAAUGAAAAUCUGUGGCAUAUGGAACUACAGUAUUUAUUAUCUAGUAACAGUAUUCAUAGUAAAAGUAUGCAUAGUAACAGUAUUCAUAGUAACAGUAAUAGUAUUCAUAGUAACAGUCUUCAUAGUAACAGUAACAGUAUUCAUAGUAACAGUAUUAAUAGUAACAGUAUUCAUAGUAAAAGUCUGCAUAGUAACAGUAUUCAUAGUAACAAUAUUCAUAGUAACAGUAAAAGUAUUCAUAGUAACAGUAUUCAUAGUAACAGUAUUCAUAGUAACAGUAUUCAUAAUAACAGUAACAGUAUUCAUAGUAACAGUAUUCAUAGUAACAUAAAUAGUAUUCAUAGUAACAGAAACAGUAUUCAUAGUAGCAGUAUUCAUAGUAACAGUAUUCAUAGUAAGAGUAACAGUAUUCAUAGUAACAGUAUUCAUAUUGACAGUGUGUAUUGUUGUACUGUGUUCUAGGGACCACCUGUUCAGUGGACUGGAGGACCCAGACACCCAACAACAUCUCCUACAUCGUCUGUCUGUUCAUCUUCUGUCUGUUACUGCCUUUCUCUGUCAUACUGUACAGCUACGGCAAGCUGCUCAGCGCUAUCAAACAG